AUGGACAGAUAUGUCGGAGAUUUCUGUUGCCACGUGCGAGCCCGAGCCGUGCGUGAAUUCCCGGCUCGGUUUAAACGAGAUAACACCGGGCCCCGGGGAACUGGGGUGGGGCUGCCUGCCAAGCUACGGCUGACAGUGAGUCCCUUUGUGAUCAACAAGGCAUUAGUCGGAGCAGGCGGUUCGCCGUCAUCGGUCAGGAAACUUCGUAACGGAACUAUCCUGGUUGAGGCGGUAAACGCUCUACAAGCUCAGAAGUUCCUCUCCAUGAAGACUUUUUACGAUCAGGUAGAAAUCACUGUACAGCCUCAUGAAUCUCUAAAUUGCAGUAAGGGAAUAGUUUUCAGUCGCGAGAUGCUGUGUUGCUCAGAAGCGGAACUGAAGGAAGAGUUAAAGGAUUCUCUCGUCACUGAUGUUGUGAGAAUAACGAGGGUCGAGAAUGGUGUACCAACACCCACACCAGGUCACAUUUUGACCUUCGCCCUACCUCACCCACCAGCCACGAUUAGAGCAGGAUACCUUUCUCUUCAAGUUAAACCUUACUUCAGAAAUCCCCAAAGAUGUUUCAGAUGCCAGCGUUUCGGACAUUCGAGCAAAACAUGCAGCGGCUUAGAGACAUGUAGCAGAUGUGGUCAAAGUGGCCACAAUGACAAAGAUUGCACAAGCGGAGAAGAGCACUGUGUGAACUGUAAGGGCAAGCAUUCUUCAAGCUCUCGCAGUUGCAAAUUUUAUUUGGAGGAGAAAGAGAUAUUGAAGUUAGUUACACUAGAAAAACUGUCUUUUGGCGACGCCCGUAGGGAGUAUAGGAGACGACUUGGACAAACUCCAAGAAAAUACAUCUCCUACUCUCAGGCCGCUUCUGCUCCUCCAGCCCAGCCCGCACAGUGCUCCUCCUGCUCCGCUCUGGAGGGCAUGGUGCGAGAACUCACUAAACAGGUCGCUGCCUUGGUGCAGCAGUUAAAUGCCAAGGCCUUGCCGCAAACACAAGCGAGUAGUCAUACGACUUCUGCCCCGUAG
Molecule: messenger RNA, 1014 nt
Organism: Homalodisca vitripennis (glassy-winged sharpshooter)
Lineage: Eukaryota; Metazoa; Arthropoda; Insecta; Hemiptera; Cicadellidae
Exons: 2
Coding region: 1-1014 (337 amino acids)
Molecular function (GO): zinc ion binding; nucleic acid binding
Source: RefSeq, a predicted model, not a curated record